This is a messenger RNA of Aspergillus mulundensis, 1962 nucleotides long. RefSeq names its product putative Zn(II)2Cys6 transcription factor. The transcript is spliced from 6 exons. NCBI's taxonomy places the organism in Eukaryota, Fungi, Ascomycota, Eurotiomycetes, Eurotiales, Aspergillaceae. Gene Ontology annotation, biological process: DNA-templated transcription; regulation of DNA-templated transcription. The record is from RefSeq and is a predicted model, not a curated record. Gene Ontology annotation, cellular component: nucleus. Bases 1 to 1962 code for a protein of 653 amino acids. Gene Ontology annotation, molecular function: DNA binding; zinc ion binding; DNA-binding transcription factor activity, RNA polymerase II-specific.
AUGGCCGACGAGCAGCGCCCGCUCAAGCGCGUUCGACAGGCCUGUGAACCCUGCCGGCGGAAAAAGUCGCGCUGUCCGGGCGAGAAGCCCGUGUGCUCUUUCUGUGAGCGGCUGGGUCAGCAAUGCGUUUAUGCGCCGGGGGAUGGGCUUGAGAUGCCCGCGGCAGAUAUUGCGAAACGGCUGUCGAGCGUUGAGGAUAAGCUGGAGGAGCUUGCGCGGAACUUAAGACCGCACACAUCAACGCCGGCUGAAGUCUCGCGGCCGGCGCUCGUCCAGCACGAGCUGCCGAACCUCCAGCAGAAUGAUCUCUCAACUGUUGCGCAUCUCUUCCUCACCUGCUGCAACUACCAGCCUCUCCCGCUGUUCCACCCGGACACCUUCGUCGAGACCCUGGAGGCUCGCGACCCCGAGCUGAUUCUCGCAAUCCACGCCAUCGGUCUUCGGUUCGGCCGGAGUCCUGAUGGGAGUGACUUGCGUCCUUACAUCACGGACUGUGCGCGGCGGGCUCGGAGCCUUGUUAUGGAGCGCGUUGGCCGCGGGCCGUUGGAGCUCUCGACUCUGCAGACGCUUUGUCUUUUGGCGUUGUUUGAUUUCACUGCGGGUGAUACCGUCCAGGCUGGGCUGCAUCUUAAUAUGGCGACGUAUCUGGCGCAGAGCGUUAAUACGUCGGGGGAAGCUUUGGGGGCGUUGCAUUCUGAUCCGGACGAGAAGCGGAGGUGUCUUUGGAGUAUUUACUUCCUUCAAAACCUUCAAGGGGAUGGGGUAUCAGCGGCGCGGCUUAUUGCGGGUGUUCGCACGCCCUUCAAUACCUGGUCGGGAUUCUCUCCUACCUUUACCCUGAGCUCCAUGGCAGAACAUGGACAGGCUGUGUCGCCCAGAGAGGACCUCGAUCUAGUUUCCUAUGCUAUCCAGGUGGGUGAAGUCUGGAACAUGGCCAUGGCAUACGCCGCGAGUCGUGUCGAGCCAAAUGCACCGGCUCCCUGGUCGCCGCACUCUGACUAUUCCAUCGUUACCUACCGCCAUAUGGAGUUCGACAGCCAGGUACCGUUGAAGUACCGCUACGAUGCCAACAGAUUCCACGAGCACCGCCUGCACGAGCUGAACCAACGGCGUGAGUUCUGGGGCCCGUGGCUGUUUACACAGUUCCUCUACCUGGCUAUUCCGUGCCUUCUGAACCACCCGUUUCUGCUAUCACGGCGGCUGCGCAGUUUCCGACAUACCAUGCCGCAGUCAUUCAUUCGACAGUCCUUCGAGACCAUUACCAACAACGCCGCGUGGAUCCUCCAUCUGAUUGAUCUAAUUGAGCACAAGGGAUUCGAAGUCUGCGACCCACUGCUGGCGCAUUGCGUGCUUAUCGUGGCCACGAUCCACCUCCAACAUAGUUUCGUGGACGACCCGAGCUUUCGGGAGAAGGCGCGGCGUGGCUUCACUAAAUGUGUCCGGUUCCUCCAUCCAUUGGCGCAGCGAUGGCCACACGUCCAGAACAUGAUUGACCGACUCACGCGCCUUCGAGAAAACGUCUCCGCCGGCGACCCCCAAGCCCCCCAUUCGCGGCAAGCGUGGACCACCAACGCUCAACUCCUAUGGGAGCUGCUAGUCUACGACCGGGCAAGUCGCUCUCCUCUACCGAGUCAACUCCUCGGACCGACUCUUUCAGACUCUUCCGCACGCCAGACCGCGCGAAUGACGCCUGAUCCGAACUUCCCUCUCGUAGGGUCCGCAGGAAUUACAGGCCACAAGACCGUCGCAAAAGAGAUCUACACGCAUCCUCCGGAGACGGUGACAACGCCGCCAGCAGUUCAAGCGGAGCCCCCGGCUGCGGCUGUGCCAUCGAUAGACCUCGACCCGUUCGGUAUGAUUUCGGACCCCACGUUGGAAGGAAUCACGGACCAUAUGUUUUUGGAACCUGAGAGCUACGGACGAGCCAUUCAGGACUGGUGGGAAGGAGACAUUAUGAUCUAG